GAGAGAGUGAGGAGGCUGCGUAUCGAUCCCGCUCAACAGCCAUUGCAGUGCAUUGGACUUCAUAGGAGAUCCAGGCAGCUUUGGGUGGGCAGUGCGCGUGUGUUUGUGACUUGUGUGAACUGAGCUCCUAGAGUGCGCGGAAGUGUGACACGGGAAAACAUAAAAAAUGGGUAAAGGAGAUCCUAAAAAGCCAAGGGGUAAAAUGUCCUCAUAUGCCUACUUUGUGCAAACCUGCCGGGAAGAGCACAAGAAGAAACACCCAGACGCAUCAGUGAACUUUUCAGAGUUCUCAAAAAAAUGUUCAGAAAGGUGGAAGACUAUGUCUGCUAAGGAGAAAGGAAAGUUUGAAGAUAUGGCACGAGCUGACAAGCUUCGUUAUGAAAGAGAAAUGAAAUCUUAUGUACCACCUAAAGGAGAAUCAAAAAAGAAGUUCAAGGACCCAAAUGCACCAAAGAGGCCUCCUUCAGCAUUCUUCUUGUUCUGCUCCGAGUAUCGUCCAAAAAUCAAGGGAGAACAUCCUGGCCUUUCUAUUGGGGAUGUUGCAAAGAAACUUGGAGAGAUGUGGAAUAAUACUUCUGCUGAUGAUAAGCAACCUUUUGAAAAGAAGGCAGCUAAACUGAAGGAGAAGUAUGAAAAGGAUAUUGCUGCAUAUCGGGCUAAGGGAAAGCCUGAAGUAGCCAAAAAGGUAGCUGCAAAGCCUGAGAAAAGCAAGAAAAAGAAGGAAGAGGAAGAUGAUGAGGAUGAAGAAGAGGAAGAAGAGGAGGAAGAUGAGGAUGAGGAGGAAGAGGAGGAAGAUGAUGAUGAUGAAUAAGCCUCCAUUUAGAUCAGUUGUCUUGUCUAUAAAAGCAUUUAAACCCCCUGUACACAAUUCACUCCUUUUAAAAAGAAAAAAAAUAAGCAUAAAGCUGUGUAAGAUUUAUUUUAAAACUGUACAGUGUCCUUUUCUUUUUCUUUUUGUAUAGUUAACAUGCUACCACAUGUGUCUUUUGGUAGCUCAGUCCUUUUAGUGGUAUCUCAGUGGCCACUAACUUUGCCUAGUACAGUAUGGGGGUUGUAAAUUGGCAUGGAAGUUUAAAGCAGAUUCCUUGUUGGUGCACAGCACAGAUUAGUUACACAUGUAGUUCAUUAUUCAUCUUCAGUUGUCUGCAUCAUAAAAAUAAUAGUUGUUCUGUUUAACUAAAUACCACUCUGUAAUUGAAAAAAAAGUUGUAGCUGUUGACAUUCUGAUUGCUUCUAAGUAAAUACAUUUUUUAAAAAAUUAGUAUUGUUGUCCUUUCAAUAGGUGCCCUUGUAAAGUCAGUAUUUUUCUUUUUUUUUUUUUUAUUUAGUUAUAUAGAAAUUUCAUCUUCUAUGUUAUGUUCUUUUGGGUUAACAUCAAAUUAGUUUUGCCUCUUCACAUAAUAAGCUGAUACAAGAGCUUUGACCUACAUGCCCUACAUAAUCAUGAUAGGGUAGAAAAUAAAUAUAUACAGCAUAUGCAAAGCAGUUUUUUAUGUCAUGUAACAGGUCACAGUUCUUUUUAAAAAUAAAACACCUGUUCUUAGCCAAUCCAUAUUUGCUCAGCUUUUGCUACAUACAAUAUUCUACUGAGUUGUGUAAAUUUACCAGUUUGGGAAGGACGAGAAAUAUAGAAUUCAAUUCUUUGUCAUGGAAUGCUUUCCAGGGGAAAAAGAAGUUCAAAUUAGUGUCCUUGGAGGACUACUAAGAGAAUAUUUUCUCAUAAUGGUCUGUGAGAAAUUUACAUGUGUGACUUCAUUGGCUGAUAAUGAGAGUUAUAUUUGCAAAUAUCUGAAUACAGAGGUGAGUGUACCCUACCUAAGAAGGUAAUGUUAAAUGCUAAAUUGCUGUAAUCCUUUUAGGAUACCAUGUCAAGUGAUAGUUGUGGGCUUUAUACCAUGAACUCUCCUGGUAAUAAAUCCCACAGGAAAAAGAUUUUACUUUGUUAAUGUUUUCUAUAAGUGGUUCCAUUGUUUGAUCUGUAUAAAUUCAUGUUUUCAGAACUAGUUUUAGCCCAUUUUCAAAAUUUUAUAUUGUCUCAAAUUAAAAUGAGAUAAGAUGUAUCUUUUUAUGUUAGUCUUUUAUAACGCAUUCUUGAUAUUUGCCCAUUUUGUAAGUUAAACAGCUGUAAGGGAAAAUACAUUUUUUCAUUUCAAUGUGAAAUGCAACAUGGUAUUCUAAUGACCUCUGAUUUGAUAAAAUAAUAGGUUGCUUUGAAAACCAAAGUUAAGAUUUUUGCAUAUUCAGUAAAAGUGCUGCCAAUUAUUAACUCACAUUUACCUGCAGACUAAUUUGGGAAUUGAUUGGCAAUUCUGUAGUUAUAAAAUGAUGGUUUUCAAGUGCCAGUGUUUAAAAUAGCAUUCUUGUAAUUUUACACUUUUGAUGGAGUAUUGUUUUGUUAUACAAUUUUGACUUUUAAGAUUCUUACUUCAAUUUUGCAUUUGUUUAUGUAUAACCUCAGGAGAAUAUUGAACAUCUGAUUUCCUGGUUGAUACUAAUAAAAUAAGAAUUACAGAGGUUUUA
Varanus komodoensis (Komodo dragon) is the source of this 2520-nucleotide messenger RNA. It is a transcript of the gene HMGB1, whose product is annotated as high mobility group box 1. Gene Ontology annotation, biological process: regulation of transcription by RNA polymerase II. Gene Ontology annotation, molecular function: DNA binding, bending. Gene Ontology annotation, cellular component: nucleus. Bases 167 to 811 code for a protein of 214 amino acids. The record is from RefSeq and is a predicted model, not a curated record. Lineage: Eukaryota; Metazoa; Chordata; Lepidosauria; Squamata; Varanidae. The transcript is spliced from 5 exons.